GGAUUGUGACCGAGGUCCAGCGGAGCGGGUGAGGUCUGCACCUCCGAGCCUGUAGCCGAUCCCAUACAAGGCGCGUUCGGAGGAAGGGGAAUCGGGCCUGGCCCCUGUCUUCUGCUCUCCGACGGACGCAUCUGCCCCUGCUCCCUGGACGUUGCCCCCGACAACCUCCAAGCGCUCACCUGCCGGCACCAACUGUGGCGGGGUGGCGAAUCCGAGCCUCGGCUGCAAGAAGCAGAAAACGAAAUGAAAUAAGAGACCUUACGUAUACGACAUACCCAGGAACCGCGAUACCACAUCGGGCUAGAAGACCCAUCCUCCCACAGCGUAUAACAAAGGCUGUCCCGACCCCGGCCAGUUUUUCGUGGUUGGUUUGCGCACACCACGAUGGCCCUCGGUGACCUCGAGAAACGCUCGUCAAGCGGCAGCUUCAAGGGUUCGCUAGCCGACGACCACGUCGCUUCUGCUCGCGGUUCCGACGCUUCUCAGCAUCUCCUCGUCGGCGACGAAGUCCACCGCGGCUUGAGGUCCCAUCAUAUCCAGCUGCUCGCUAUCAGUGGUGUUAUUGGCACAGGUCUCUUCGUCGGAACUGGCGGUGUCCUCGCCUCGACGGGCCCGGGUGGAUUGCUCAUUGGAUAUACCAUCUGGUGUGUUUUCCUGCUAUGCGUUGCACACGCGAUGGGCGAGAUGUCUGCCUACCUUCCUGUACCGGGCUCCUUCGCCACGCACUGCGGCCGUUUCAUAGACCCUGCCGCUGGCGUCGCCAUGGGCUGGAUCUACGCUUACAGCAUGAUGGUGUUUACGGCAGCCGACUGUUCUGCCUUGGUUGGCUUAUGGUCAUACUGGUUCCCUGAUAUAUCGCCCGCUGUAUGGGUGACCGUGACACUCGUGGUUGUGAUGUGCUUGAAUUGCUUGGUUGUUAAGUACUUCGGCGAAGCAGAGUUCUAUGCAUCCAUCUUCAAGAUUUUUUUGAUCCUUGGUUUCCUCAUCUUCACGUUCAUCGUGGUCUUAGGUGGCAAUCCCCAUCACGACCGCAUUGGCUUUCGCUAUUGGAAGCAUCCUGGAGCGUUCAACGAGGCGUAUACAACUGGUGGUCUAGGCCGUUUCCUAGCCAUAUGGAGCACCUUCACUACCGCUGCGUUCUCGAUCGGCGGUCCCGAUUUCAUCGCGAACUGCGCUCCAGAGGCACAGAAUCCCCGACGCACCAUUCCGAAAGCAGUUAAACGAGUCAUCUACCGGCUCAUCUUCUUUUUCAUCCUCUCGGUCUUGGCUGUCGGCAUGCUCGUGCCGUUCAAUGACCCGACGAUGCUGGCCGCUCAAGCCAACGGUCACGGCGUUGCCAGCUCGCCAUUUGUGAUCGCGAUGCGGCGGUUGGAUAUACGGUUCCUUCCGGACCUCGUGAACGCCAUCGUCAUCACGAGCGCUUGGUCAUGCACGAACUGCCUGCUGUUCCAGGCCUCGCGUACGCUCUACGGUCUCGCGAAACAGGGACGCGCUCCGAAGAUCCUGGCCAGGACCACCAAAGGCGGCGUGCCCCUGCCGGCUUUGGUGUUCAGCCUUGGCGUCAGUUGCCUAGCGUACAUGACCGUGAACAACAGCUCUUUGCAGGUGUUCAACUGGUUCAUCAACCUGGGCUCUGUCUCGAUCAUGAUCGCCUACGUGCACAUGCUUUACGCUAAUCUGCGUUUCCGUGCGGGUCUCAAGGCCCAGGGUAUACCGUUGGAGACCUUGCCCUUCCGGUCCCGCUUUGCUCCUUAUUCAAACUAUAUCGCCCUAUUUGGUGUGGGCAUCAUCCUCCUGACGAAUGGAUUUGGCGUCUUCAUCCACGGCCACUGGUCGUUCGCCAACUUCUUCACCGCUUACUUCGGGAUUGUGUUCUAUCUCGCAAUCUAUCUCGGAUGGAAGUUCUGGCACAAGACGACAUUUGUCAAGGCCAGCGAGAUGGAUCUGAUCACUGGCAUCGCCGAGGUCGAGGCGCACGAGAAAGAGUUCCCGCUCAAGGAACCCAGCACGCGUUACGAGCGUUUCAUGGAUUGGCUCUGGUGAAAAGGUCAAACGGCAAUGAACUUUACCCUCGAUUAUGGGGAUAUGCAUAUAGAAUCUCUGGUCAUACUAGCUUUUCUCGC
Punctularia strigosozonata HHB-11173 SS5 is the source of this 2123-nucleotide messenger RNA. RefSeq lists its product as uncharacterized. The transcript has 14 exons. Bases 385 to 2043 code for a protein of 552 amino acids. Gene Ontology annotation, cellular component: membrane. Gene Ontology annotation, biological process: amino acid transmembrane transport. Gene Ontology annotation, molecular function: amino acid transmembrane transporter activity. The record is from RefSeq and is a predicted model, not a curated record. NCBI's taxonomy places the organism in Eukaryota, Fungi, Basidiomycota, Agaricomycetes, Corticiales, Punctulariaceae.